Fusarium tjaetaba is the source of this 1047-nucleotide messenger RNA. RefSeq lists its product as uncharacterized. Lineage: Eukaryota; Fungi; Ascomycota; Sordariomycetes; Hypocreales; Nectriaceae. The coding region runs from base 1 to 1047 and encodes 348 amino acids. The transcript has 3 exons. The record is from RefSeq and is a predicted model, not a curated record.
AUGGCGGACGCAGCGGUGCCGGUGUUUUUUGAGCUCAGCUGGUCUAUUUUGAUGACCAUCUGCAUGGGCAAUGUCUUGCUGGGAUGUCUCGUCUGCGGUAUCACCAAUUGGACGCUCCUCGCCGCUGUGCCGAUGUUUUCGUCAGCGGCGGGCGCUAUCGCUAAUGGGUUGUGUUACUACGUCUAUUACCAGAAGCAUCCUGCUAUGAUGCUUGCGAUCGCGUCUGUGUUUGCUGAUAUUUUCUGGUUGCUGCAAGAAGCCGGUCUUCUAUUCUACAGUUACAUCAUCCUGAAACGAGUCCUUCGAGGUACACGAUGGAGGGUCUUCAUGUCAAUUUUCUGGUCAGGCAUCGCCGGUAUCUGCGUCGUUCGCGUCGUCAUCAUCACCUUCCGAGUCAAAUCAAUCCUCGCCGGCAAUGAGGAUCUCUUGACCACCAUCAACCAUAUCCACAUCGCCUACUUCGGUCUCAUCGCGUCGCUCGAAUGCCUCAGCGCAUAUUUCCUCAUCGUCCUCUUUACAUCGGCCAAGACUUCAUCUGCCGAGAUUGCGCGCAGUGGUGGUCUUUUCCAGUACUUGGCCCGAAGCACGGAAAUAAGAGUCGCUCUUCUGGCCUUGCAGGGUACGCUUCGCGCUGUGACGCAUUCAUUCAAGACGGCUGGUCAGACGGCGGAGAAUAUUGCUACCCAACUGGACCGAUUCUUCUACGCCGUCUUCUGCCUGUAUUCCAUGGUGUUAUACAUCGAUCUUCUCUCAUCCAAACUCAAGUUCAAUGGCACACAGGAUUAUCCCUCCUCUCGUGAUCGCUAUGUCCAUCAGAGCAGCCAACCUGGUCGCUUCACGUCAACACAAAAGGAUGACUUUGCCCAAAAUAGAACGGAGCAUGUUGUCGGUGUUGAUGGCGGCACACGCACUCACAAGACCCGCAAUGAUUCUACAGAUCAUAUCAUUGAGGGCGGCUCCUCGCAAGGCGAUGGGUCGAUCAAUCUUGAGGAUAUGGACCUCAAGGGUAAUGUGAUCAAGAAGACGGUUGAGUUCAGAGUCGUGUAG